Kwoniella shivajii is the source of this 657-nucleotide messenger RNA. RefSeq lists its product as uncharacterized. The transcript has 4 exons. Bases 1 to 657 code for a protein of 218 amino acids. The record is from RefSeq and is a predicted model, not a curated record. NCBI's taxonomy places the organism in Eukaryota, Fungi, Basidiomycota, Tremellomycetes, Tremellales, Cryptococcaceae.
AUGUCAGCACCAACACCAGAAGCUACAGGUGUAAGGCAACGAGCCAAUAAGAUGGAAGCUGAGGAAAGCAAUAAUCCCGCAUCUCUAUCCGCUAAUCCAUCGAAGAAAGUUCAAAGAAACAAACCUCAAGUGAAACCUCCUUUUAUUGAUAUGUCCAUGAACAGAUUCCUCACAUACCUUGUAUUAUCACUCUUCCUCAUUCUCGGUUUUUACGUAUGGCGAUUCGUAUCUUGGGCUCAUCAAGUAGGAGGUUAUUGGGCUGUCUUGACUGGAAAUCAUAGGACUCCUGUAUCAGUAGCUGCUGCGGAUGCAGCUAGUGCAGCCGCAAGCAUCAAGAGCGCUUCAGGACAAUCUUCAACGAGCGUUGAUCCGAAAUCCAUUGCUGCUAGACCAACCGGAUCAGGUAAAACACCAGAAGACGAUAUCCAAUCUCAAAUUUACGCAUUAGCAGCUUCGCUCGGAAUCAAGCCAGCAGAAUUAUCAGCUGCUAUUAGACCUUUGGUUGAUCCUUCCAUUCCUGAUCCAGCUGCUCAAGCUAAACAUGAAGCUGAGUUAUUGAAAGCUCAAGUAGAAGCUAAAGCAGUUGAACAUGAAGCUAAAGCUAAAGAAACUACCGGUGGAGUCUUGGAUAUCUUGGGUGAAGCUCUCUUAGAUUAA